ACGAAAAAAAUCUGUAUUUUUCUUAAACAUAAUUAAAAAGUCUUUGUCGUAAACAAAAUCCAUUUGUGGCUAAAAAAAGUGAUUUUUUUUAAAGACACAAAUGGGUGACCAGACAAAGACAUUUUUGUACGCCUGGUUGGGAAAGAAGAAGGUGACACCUAAUUAUCAUUUUAAUCAGUCGGGUGCCGGCAAUCGGUCGCGAUUUAAGUGCGAAGUUCGGGUCCCGGGAUACAAUUAUGUGGCAAUGGGAAACUCGACCAACAAAAAGGAUGCCGGCGUCAAUGCGGCCCGAGAUUUCAUAAUGUAUUUGGUCCGCGACGGACAUAUGCAUGAAAAUGAACUGCCAUUUACUACGGCUAUGUCCAACAGUUUAGAGGCCACUGUGUCGGCUGCAUCGACGCCGCCGCCAGCGAUCGAUGCUCUGAUAACUCAUUGCCGAUCUACUGGUCCACCCGCAGCAGCAGCUGCAGCACCGAUACGCCAGCAGACGCAACAGCCACUGGUUAACAAAGGAUUCAUGCAAUACAGUGAGGGACCCAAACAAGACUAUGUCGACCGGAUUGCACAGAAACGUAAGUUUGAAGAAGCGGAAGAAUUGGACACCAAUUCAAGUAUUCACGGAAACUGGACGUUGGAUAACGCGAAACAACGAUUGCACGAGUAUUUGGUACAAAACAAGAUUAAAGCUGAUUAUGUUUAUACAGCCAUUGGACCCGACCAUAGCAAGAGUUUUGUAUGUGAACUGACACUUCAUUUGCGACAAUUGGAUAGACCUGUAACGGCCCGCGACACCGGGUCCAACAAACAAUUGGCUUCCCGAGCCUGUGCGCUGUCCAUUAUGAGACAACUGUUUCAUUAUGGAAUUAUCGGCGAGUUUAAGAUCACACAAUCAAAACGUAACAAACAAUCGAUGGUUGAUUCAUACAGUAUUGAUAUACCAAUCGAGUUGUUAGAGAAGCUCAGGAAAACCCUAAAAGAUUUGAAUGUAAUACCGGUUGGCAUUUGCGAUCACCGAACUACUAAUGGCACACCGGAAACGUAUUCAAUUCUGAUUGAAGAACCAAAAGACAAUCGAAAUAUUGAUACAAUAGUUGUACCGCAAGACUGUGUUAGUUGGUGUCCACCAAUUGAAAACUGGAACGCCUGGAGAGGCUGUAACAUAGAUGAGGGACACUUAGCUGUCAAUAAUUUGGGACAAAUUAGCGAAAUGUUACAACAGAUGAGUGAAAGCGCACAGAAAACAUCGCUUUUCAAAGAAAUGACAAACAGACGCAAAGCGCUGCCAAUUUGGUCGGUUAGAGAAUUGAUUGUCAGAAAAAUUACCGAAAAUCCGGUUGUCAUUAUCAGAGGCAGUACCGGUUGCGGUAAAACAACUCAAGUACCGCAAUAUAUUUUGGAUAAAUUUAUUGUCAACCGAAGAGGCGCCGAAUGUAAUAUUAUUGUAACACAACCGCGAAGAAUUAGUGCCGUAUCUAUUGCCGAACGAGUGGCACAGGAAAGGGCUGAAAUACUGAGUUUGAAUGCAAGCGUCGGCUAUAGUGUCCGGUUUGAGAAUUCACUUCCCCGACCGUACGGAUCGAUACUAUUUUGUACAAUCGGUACACUUCUGCGUAAACUUGAAAGUGGUUUGCGUGGUAUAUCUCAUGUAAUCAUCGAUGAAGUACACGAACGCGAUGUCAACACAGAUUUCCUUUUGGUUGUCAUCCGAGAUAUGGUCAACGCGUUUCCCACUUUACGAGUUAUAUUGAUGUCGGCCACCAUCGAUACGACUAUAUUUCAAAAAUAUUUCGGCAAUUGUCCGGUACUGGAAAUACCGGGUCAAUCACAUCCAGUUCAAGAAUUUUUCCUUGAAGAUUGUGUUGAAAUGUUAGAAUUUAUUCCGCCACCACCGCAACGAAAGAAUAAAAAUUUUCAAGACGAAGACAAAGAGGGCGGCGCUGACGAUGGCGGAGAAAAUCUUAACAAAGUAUUGGCGCCGAAGUACUCGGACUUUACACGACAUACAAUGUCUAAGUUAAGUGAACGAGAGAUCAGUUUCGAAAUGAUUGAGGCACUGCUGAAUCACAUUAAUGGUUUGAUUGUCAAAGGAUCUGUUCUGGUAUUUCUUCCCGGUUGGAACUAUAUCUUUGCACUUAUGCGUCAUCUUCAAUCACAUCCGACAUUUGGUUCCAAGAGAUUUUGUGUUCUACCGCUUCAUUCGCAAAUUCCACGCGACGACCAGCGAAAAGUUUUCGAACCGGUUCCAUCGGGAGUGACCAAAAUUAUUUUGGCCACAAAUAUUGCCGAAACCAGUAUCACUAUCGACGAUGUUGUUUUUGUCAUCGAUUCGUGCAAAGUUAAGAUCAAAUUAUUUACAUCUCACAACAAUAUGACUCAUUACGCCACUGAUUGGGCGUCGAAGACAAAUCUUCAGCAACGACGAGGAAGAGCUGGUCGAGUUAGACCCGGAUUUUGUUAUUAUCUGUGCAGUAGAGCCCGGUAUGAUGCGAUGGACGACUAUCUGAAACCAGAAAUAUUUAGGACACCAUUACAUGAAAUUGCUUUAACAAUUAAAUUAUUAAGACUCGGAUCGAUUACCGGAUUUCUAUCGAAAGCUAUCGAACCGCCGCCUAUUCAUACGGUUAUUGAAUCAGAAGUAUUGUUACGAGAGUUGCGCGCACUGGACGACCAAAGCGAGUUGACACCAUUGGGCAGAAUACUGGCCCGUCUGCCAAUCGAACCGCGAAUCGGAAAAUGUAUGAUUGCGUCGAUUAUAUUCGGUUGCGCCGAAUCCAUGUGCACCAUAACGGCCAAUGCCAGCACAUGUCCCGAUCCGUUUGAUUCAUUCAAUUUGAAUCGGUUGCGUUACGCGCAUAAGAAGUUCAGUAACGGAUAUUUCAGCGAUCAUCUGAUGCUACUGAAGGCGUUCAGACUUUGGGAAAGAGCCGAACGUAAAGGUGAAGGUAAUGCUAUUCAAUAUUGCGAACAAAAUUCACUUUUGCCGACUUCGAUGCGAAUCACAUCCGAAGCUAAACGACAAUUGAUUGAAUUGCUGAAGAGUUCAAUGUUUCCGGAUCAAAGUCUUUGCGAUCGUUUUAAUAAUAAUGAUUUUGGUGGUUAUAAUGAAUCACAUCACGGAAACAAUCAUCAAAUUGAUGGCAAUAAUAACAAUAAUAAUACCAAUACUUGUCUGGAUUUGGUGACUGCAUUGUUAACGAUGGGCUUCUAUCCCAAUGUUUGCGUUCACAAAGAAAAACGAAAAGUAUUGACCACCGAAGCAAAGAUUGCAUUAAUCCAUAAGUCGUCGAUCGGCUACACAAACAUACCGUUUCCUCAACAGACGUUUCCGAUGCCGUUCUUUGUGUUCGGUGAAAAGCUGCGGACAAGUAUUGUUUGCGCCAAACAGUUAACAAUGGUUUCGCCAAUACAUCUGCUUCUGUUUGGCGCCAAACGUGUGGACGUAACGCCCGACCAUUACGUCCAACUGGACAAAUGGAUUGACUUUAAAAUGGAUCUCCGAUUUGCCACCACUAUUGUUGCUCUUCGGCAGCCCAUCGAAGAGCUGAUUAUGAAGGUAUCAGCUGAUCCCGAGGCUGUCAGUUCAUUCUCGCCGGCAGAACAACAACUGGUCGACACAGUGACCACUUUGUGUAGUUUCGGUAUUACAAAAAUAACUAAAUUAGAGCCCAGGGAUGUAUCCAAUCCUCCUGUUGUUGUUCAUCAAAAUUGAUUGAUUGUUUUUUACAGUAAUUAUUUAUUAUAA
This is a messenger RNA of Oppia nitens, 3742 nucleotides long. RefSeq names its product ATP-dependent RNA helicase A protein-like (gene mle). The transcript has 5 exons. Gene Ontology annotation, molecular function: double-stranded RNA binding; ATP binding; 3'-5' DNA helicase activity. Gene Ontology annotation, cellular component: ribonucleoprotein complex; nucleolus; intracellular anatomical structure. The coding region runs from base 101 to 3709 and encodes 1202 amino acids. Gene Ontology annotation, biological process: positive regulation of transcription by RNA polymerase II; regulation of mRNA processing. Lineage: Eukaryota; Metazoa; Arthropoda; Arachnida; Sarcoptiformes; Oppiidae. The record is from RefSeq and is a predicted model, not a curated record.